AUGAGCAACAGUCAAGCUGAGAAGACCCUGAUGGACCUGAUAAAGCUAUUUUAUAAAUAUACUGGACAAGAUGACUUGAUUGCCAAACUUGGUCUGUUGAUAAUGAUGAUGGAGAACUUCCCCAACUUCCUCAUGCCUGACAAAAGGGGCACAGAUUAUUUGGCCAAUCUCUUUGAGACAAAGGACGAGAAUGGUUAUAAGAAGAUUGACUUUUACAAGUUUCUGUCCACUCUGGGGGGUGUAGUUACAAACUAUCACAGAGACACGGCAUGA
Messenger RNA from Trichechus manatus latirostris (Florida manatee), 273 nucleotides. RefSeq names its product protein S100-A7-like. Lineage: Eukaryota; Metazoa; Chordata; Mammalia; Sirenia; Trichechidae. Bases 1 to 273 code for a protein of 90 amino acids. The record is from RefSeq and is a predicted model, not a curated record. The transcript is spliced from 2 exons.